GAAGAAGCUGUACAGUAGUGGAGAUUCUCUGGUUCUACAGCUGGAGUGUUUUUGGGGGGUUUGGUUCCACAUCUCUGGAGGAACAGGAUCAGCUGAUCUAUAGAAGAAAGAAUGCCAUCAUGAUCCAAGUCUUCUCUUGCUCCUUGUGUCGACUUUCCUACCUGGAUGAAGUUUAUCUCUGCAAACAACUAAUCAAGAGAUUUCAUGAAGAUCAGUGUUAAAAUAUCUUAAGCCCAAGGCACCCAGGAGAAGCUCCAGUACCAUUAUCUAGCUGUUGGCUACAUCUCAUGACAAAUGAAGUCAAACCUUGAAAAGGAGAAAGCCCACCACUGCUUAGAAUGUGGGAAAAGUUUUACUAAACAGAGUACUCUUAAAACACACCAGCGCAUUCACACUGGAAAUAAACUGUAUUCCUGCUCCGAUUGCGGGAAGAGUUUUUAUCAACAGUGUGAUCUCAAAAUACACCAGCGCAUUCACACCGGAGAGAAACCAUAUCACUGCUCAGACUGUGAGAAGAGUUUUAAAACACAGGGAAAUCUCAACACACACCAGCGCAUUCACACUGGAAAGAAACCGUAUCACUGUUCAGAAUGUGGGAAGAGUUUUAAAACACAGGGAAAUCUCAACACCCACCAGCGCAUUCACACUGGAGAGAAACCAUAUCGCUGCUUAGACUGUGAGAAGGGUUUUAAUCAACUAUGUGAUCUUAAAACGCACCAGCGUAUUCACACUGGAGAGAAACCGUAUCACUGUUCAGACUGCGGAAAGAGUUUUACCCAACUGGGUCAUUUCAACACACACCAGCGCAGUCACACUGGAGAGAAACCGUAUUACUGCUCAGAGUGCGGGAAGAGAUUUAAAGAACUGAAUCAUCUCAAAACACACCAGCGCAUUCACACUGGAGAAAAACCGUAUCACUGCUCAGAAUGCGGGAAGAGUUUUACGACGCAAGGUGAUCUUAAAAACCACCUGCGCAUUCAUACAGGGGAGAAACCGUAUCACUGCUUGGACUGCGGGAAGUGUUUUACCAUACAAAGUGAUCUUAAAAAACACCAGCGCAUUCACACUGGAGAGAAACCGUAUCACUGCCCAGAAUGUGAGAACCGCUUUAUGCGUUUAGAUAGAUUUAAGAAACACAAGUGCAUUAGAGCAGUCACAGAAAUGGGCAAUAACACUACUUCAACCAUGCCAAGUUCUGAAGUAGAUAUUAAAGUAGAGGGCAAUUGAAAAACACACACCAUAACACUAUUACUAUUAUUAUUGAUUGUUUUACAAAUGUACUAUUGUGAAUGUGAAACUCAUAUAUUAUAAAGAUGUAUUACACACAGAGUGAUCUAUUUCAGGCCUUUAUUUAUUUUAUUGUUGAUGAUUAUGAAGCUUACAGCCAAUAAAAACCCAAAAAUCAGUGUCUCAGAAAAUUAGAAUAUUAUAUAAGACUGUCAUGGCUCUCCAAACCACUGUGUUUUAUUAUCAAGUCUAAAGUCAGUGCAGUUUUGUUUUCUCAGAAAAUCUUACAGCACUUCAUGCUUCCCUCGGCUGAAAACAACUUUUAUGGAGAUGCAGAUUUCAUUUUCCAGCAGGACUUGGCACACUGCCCACAAAGAACUGACAUUUUUUAAAGUUGUGUUGUGAACAUGGUCAGAAGAGUAUAUAUAAUCUCACUGUGCUUUUAGCAUUCUCUCUCUUUCUCUGUGUUUGGAAUGUGUUGAACUGUUAUUGUAAAUUUACUGUACAUUAAUUUUUUCUUUUUUUGUAUCUUCAAUGUUAAAACACGUUUUCAAGUAAGUUUCGUUAUGUUUUUAAUUUUAAACAUGGCCUUUUUGUCUUUUCACUUUUUGAUGUCAAGGACAGGGAGUUUUCAUAUCGUAUAUGAUCAUAUAGUUUGAUCUUAUUCAUGCUGUGGUAAAUAUUCCAACAUGAGUAAUGUGCUCCAAUCUGUCUAAUGAAGGUGAACGGGUCUGCAUACUGUCUGCGUUUGAGCCCGUCAGCGUUUAGUAUAAGAAUUAAGUGUCUUUUAAUUAGGAUUAUGUCAUGUUUCACUGGAAGAGACUCCAAAAUAUCACCAUAAUUCAUUCCAAGUUAAAAAAUAAAAAGAAACCAAUUCACUCUCUAUUUAUUUAUUUUCAUGGACAUUCUAUUACAGAAAAGCAAGCUUUAUUAUUCUCUUUAUAUCUCAUUCCCACGCCUUAAUUAUCUCAUUGUCUCAUAUUAGAAUCUCUUGUUCCCAUGGUUUAAUAUGUCGUGGCCACACAAUUUUUUUUUAAACAAGAUGUCACCUUAGAAGUCCCUGUAGGGAUGUAUCAAUUAUGUUAAGAUUAUUUUUAAGAGUAUUUUCUUUAAUCAUUCAUAGUUUUCAACAUUUUAAAUAAAAUAAAGAACUGAAA
Molecule: messenger RNA, 2384 nt
Organism: Astyanax mexicanus (Mexican tetra)
Lineage: Eukaryota; Metazoa; Chordata; Actinopteri; Characiformes; Acestrorhamphidae
Product: zinc finger protein 239-like
Exons: 2
Coding region: 295-1227 (310 amino acids)
Biological process (GO): regulation of cytokine production; regulation of immune system process; negative regulation of transcription by RNA polymerase II
Source: RefSeq, a predicted model, not a curated record